GAUCUAAGCCCAGACAAAGAGAAUACCCCUACACCUGUAGCUUCUCCUGCUAGGCAUGUUCAUGUUGAUGAUAUUGAGAUUGAUGAUGAUUUGGAAAAUGAACUCCUUGCUCAGCUGGACAUGUUGAUGGAUACUCCGGCUAAAUUUGGAUCUGCCACAGAUGGUAAAGGGAAGGCAGUUGCUAAAGAAGUGGAUUUUGACAUCAACCUUCCUACUCAGGAGCAGAUUAGUUUUGCGAUCAUGACCUUGCAGGAGCUCCUUGAUGGUGGUCCCUCCCAUUUCUGCAAAGUGCCGGACCAGCCAGCCGCCUUUGAAGCGGCUCAAAUCCUUAGCCGAGCUCCACAGUUAUCAUCAUCUCAACAAAAAUUCUGGGCAGACUUCACCACCAUCUACACCCAUUUCAGCAGAAAAUUUCGGGUGCUUGAAAGCAAAGUAGCGGCUGCAGAUUCUGUCAGGAAGUCUGUAGCGAAUAGCACUGUCGCUGUCUUGAAGAAGAAAGAAGAAUUCUUGGCAGCAAAGGAAGCUCAUGUCAUGCAAGUUACACAUGUCCAAGGGCUUAAAGAAAAAAUCUCUAACCUUGAAGCCGAGCUUUCGGAGUUGAAAAACCAGGUCCCUCUUGCGGAGCAAAGUGAAACAGAGUUUGGCAGAACAGAGAAACAAGCUCCGCGUAGACAUGGAAGUUGGUUUGAAAUCUGCUGCCAAGAUUAAGGAUCAACUACCUUCCUUCACAGCCUCAGCAGACGAAGCCGCCGAAGAGAUAAAGACCAUGAAAGAAGAAUGGAGCUCAUGGCAAAACAACCUUGGUUGAUUUUUCUCUUAUGUAUCUUCUUAUCUCUUUGUUGGCUGGGAUUGCACAUUGUUAUGUCUGAACAUAUUGUUUGCGGCCUAUUGGCCAUGCGAACUUCUCUUCAAUGUUGAUUUC
This is a messenger RNA of Rubroshorea leprosula, 922 nucleotides long. Lineage: Eukaryota; Viridiplantae; Streptophyta; Magnoliopsida; Malvales; Dipterocarpaceae. The record is from the annotation of a GenBank genome assembly.